AUGAUUGAGAUUGGUUCCAGUGCGUUUCCAUUUCGAUUGGAAACGUUUCUGAAGAAUAAUACAGAUAUCGAUGUCCGUGCUCUCUUGACUGCCGAUCUCGGAGAAUUCACUCCGCAGGAUUUCCUGUAUGAAUUCUACACGAGAACUUCAUUAGAGAUCGCAGGACUGAAGAGAAAACUUGGACGAAUUAACUCCGACAAACCUCAGACGAUUGGAGGAGUUAAGAUGUUGCGAAAAGAGUGUGUAACUACCAGAUCCAGGAUUUCUAAAAUGGAAAAAGAAGUAAUGGAUUUGCAUGAAAGAAAAAGAUUGCUGGAAGAAGUCAGACGUCAAGAAUUGUCCACUGGGGCGUCAGAUAAAGCCCAUCAUCCGAUAAAACACGAUAGGGGCGUCGCUCUUCCUAGUAUUCGGAAGACAAAUGUUCGCAGUCCUAAAGCCAGUCCUCCUGCGGCAUAUCAUAACAAGAAAACAUUGUUUCCAGCAAUUGUCCCCCUCAAACAUUAA
Messenger RNA from Ostrea edulis (European flat oyster), 504 nucleotides. RefSeq lists its product as uncharacterized. The transcript has 3 exons. The record is from RefSeq and is a predicted model, not a curated record. Bases 1 to 504 code for a protein of 167 amino acids. NCBI's taxonomy places the organism in Eukaryota, Metazoa, Mollusca, Bivalvia, Ostreida, Ostreidae.